CGGCCUCGAGGCGGCCGGUCACGCGGCUGUGACGAACACUGACGGGCUGCUUUGUCACAUAGUUUCGCUUUGCGGCGGCCGCGUGCGAGGCUGGAUGCUCGUCGCCUCGUGCUCUGUCUCGGGCACCUUUCGCCGCCAGCGCUGAACGAAAAAUAGCAAAAGCGAUCUCUGCUAAUUAAUAUUUUUGUCCGGGGAAAGUCAGGGCCGGACCGUGUUUCUCUUUCAGCGGAGCAGCUAGUCGCAGCUUUACGGUAACGCUGCACUCGGCGCCCCGCGCAGCUCAUCGGCAACUUUGGGUGGAGGAGGUUUAAACGGGAAAAGGGAUUCGACCCAAGUGCUCAAUGGCAGAAGUCGGAGGGACCGGGAGGAGACGGAGAGCAUCGAUCGAGACGAGAAUCUGAGCGGCUUUUCGUUUUCCGGUCGCGAGCACCGGGCCAUGGCGGAAGCGGACGAGCCGGUGGUGGAGGCAUCGCGAGCCCAGGGGCUCAUGAGGAGGCUCUACUCACGGGAUGACUGUCCCCUGUUGCCGGACGAGCUGGACGCUCUCACGCAGAACGAGGAUGAGCACCCCUUCAUGGUGGUCCACCGGCUGCGUGCGCUGAAAGAGGCUGGGGUGGCCCCGCUGCUCAAGGGGAAGCCGGUGACCUGCAGGGUGGACAACACAGAGCGAUACACCACACGCUCCAAGGUACGCGUGUGCACGCUGUACACGGUGCGCCUCAUGCACGGUGAGUUUACCUGGACGGUGAAGAGGAAGUACAAACACUUCCAGGAGCUGCACCGUGACCUAUUCAAGCACAAGAUAAUGAUCCACCUGCUGCCCCUGGGGAGGUUUUCCACCCAGAGACAGCAGCUGGAAGCUAUGACGGAGGAGAUGCCAUCUCUGCACGAUGCGGACAGGGUCCGCAGGGCAUCCAGCAAGCCGAAAUACCUGGAGGAGUACCUGAAUAACCUGUUGGAGAACUGCUUCUGCAGGAACUACCAUCGCAUGCUCGAGUUCCUGGAGGUCAGUCCUCUGUCCUUCGUCGGAGACUUGGGCCCUAAAGGAUUGGAGGGCUUCAUCCUUAAGAGGUCAGGGGGUCACCGCAUCCAGGGCCUGAACUGCUUUGGCCACCACCAGUUCUGCUUCCGCUGGUCACGCCGCUGGCUGGUGGUCAAGGACUCCUUCCUGCUGUACAUGAACCAUGAAGCGGAGGUCAUCUCCUUCGUGCUGCUCUUUGACCCCGAGUUCAAAGUCCUGGUGGGUAGAUGCUAUACAGACACCAAGCAUGGCGUGUGCAUCCAGAACUUCACCAGGACUCUGAUCAUCAAGUGCAGUAGCUACCGCCAGGCUCAGUGGUGGAGCCAUGAAAUCCAGAGGCUGGCCAAGCCGUGUGACUUCUUCAAGGUGCACCGCUUCCAGGGCUUCGCACCGCCCCGUGAGAAUACCCUCACUAAGUGGUAUGUGAACGGCAGCGAUUACUUUGCAGACGUUGCGUGGGCUUUGGACCAGGCCAAAGAGGAAAUCUUCAUCACGGACUGGUGGCUCAGCCCAGAGGUGCACCUCAAGAGACCGGCCACGAGUAACUACUGGCGGCUUGACCACAUACUGAACCGCAAGGCGGAGCAGGGUGUGAAGGUAUGUGUGCUGCUCUACAAGGAGGUGGAGCUGGCGCUCGGCAUCAACAGCGACUAUAGCAAGAGAGUGCUGAUGAACAUGCACCCCAACAUCAAGGUGAUGCGACAUCCAGACCACGUCUCUUCCAUCGUCUUCCUCUGGGCGCACCACGAAAAGAUGGUGGCCAUUGACCAGUCUGUGGCAUUUGUGGGCGGGAUUGACCUGGCCUUUGGGAGGUGGGACGAUAGCUCCUAUAGGCUGACCGACCUGCCGGCUCCAGGGGCACCCAAUCACGUUGAAGCACCAGAGGUCGGUGACGCAGUCAACCUCGGUUCUGGAGAGUCGGACAGCCGGCCGCAACCUGCAGAUGCUCGGGCGGCGGAGAAGGAAGACCUUUCUGGAAACGCUCAGCUGUGGCUGGGAAAAGACUAUAGCAACUUCAUCAACAAGGACUGGGUGCAGCUGGACCGCCCGUUCGAAGACAACAUCAAUCGCUCCCAGGUGCCCCGCAUGCCCUGGCGUGACCUUGCCGCAGUGCUCCAUGGGAAGGCGGCCCGCGAUGUGGCUCGUCACUUCAUCCAGCGCUGGAACUUCACCAAGAUCUUCAAGAGCAAAUACAAGGACAACUUCUACCCGUGUCUGCUGCCCAAAUCGCACAGCACCGCCGACUCGCUACCGUUCACCGUGCCAGGGACCAGCAGAGCGUCAGUACAGGUUCUGCGCUCCGUGGACCGCUGGUCGACCGGUACCUGUGAGAGCUCCAUCCAUAAGGCCUACGUGCACAUCAUCGAGAACAGCCAGCACUACAUCUACAUUGAGAAUCAGUUCUUCAUCAGCUGUGCAGAUGGGAAAACGGUGCACAAUGAGAUUGGAGACGCCAUUGUGAAGCGGAUCCUGCGCGCUCACAGUGAGCAACAGAAGUUCCGGGUAUAUGUGGUGGUGCCCUUGUUGCCAGGGUUUGAGGGUGACAUCAGUGCUGGAGGUGGCAAUGCCAUUCAGGCCAUCCUGCACUUCACUUACAGAACCAUGUGUCGUGGCGAGUUCUCCAUCCUGACCAGGCUGAAGGAGCAGAUGCAGGAACAGUGGACCCAGUACAUCUCACUGUGUGGUCUGCGCACACACUCCCAGCUUGGCCAGUCGCUUGUCACUGAGCUCAUCUACGUCCACAGCAAGAUGCUCAUCGCCGAUGACCGGCGCUACAUCAUCGGUUCAGCAAAUAUCAACGACCGCAGCAUGCUGGGGAGCCGGGACAGUGAGCUGGCAGUGCUAGUGGAGGAUGAGGAAACGGUGCUCUCCUGCAUGGGGGGGGCCGAGUACCAGGCAGGGCCCCUAACCCUGGCGUUGCGUAAAGAGUGCUUCAGAGUGCUCCUGGGUGUCGACUCAGAAUGCAGCGCAGAUAUCCAGGAUCCGGUCAGUGAGGAGUUCUUCCAGGAGGUGUGGAACAAGACUGCCGCCUCCAACGCCAGGAUUUACGAGACGGUGUUCCACUGCCUUCCCUCGAACUCUAUACGCAGCCUGCGUGCCCUGCGGGAGCUGAACCCUGGGGACCGCCUGUGUGAGACGGAACCCGAGCGAGCCAAGGAGGAGCUGGGGGCCGUGAGAGGACUCCUGGUGCACUUCCCCCUCAACUUCCUAUCCGAGGAGAACCUGCUCCCUCCACUCAGCAGCAAGGAACGCAUGGUUCCCAUGGAGGUGUGGACAUAAAAGGAAGGGUCUGAGCGCACCCUGCCGCCCGUCGCCACAACAGCGGUGGUGGCAAGCAAGAGGAGGUGCAUUGCAAGCUCGUCAUUUACAUGAUUAGAUGAUCUGAACGGAGACGGGGGAUUAACUGGUACUUCUUCGCACCUUGGCUCAUCACGUGGUGAUUUCUGUAAACACAGAGAAUGAUUUUCAACAGACAGUUGUGUCCUAUGUUCGUUGCCUCCACACACAGCAUUGACGUGUACACCAAAGGCACGAGUGGCCGCUUGUUUACAGCUGGUGCUGCUGACCUGAGGCGACCCCAGCUAUUCCCUACCUGCGACCGCUGCCCGAGCCAGCUCCCGAAACAUGGCACAUUUCACCGUUUGGCUCCAUGGUCUUGGGCCGCUCUUUCUACACAUUUUUCCGCAUCUUUGAGCCUCAAACAGCAAGCAUGUCGCAGCGUUGAGCACUCGUCCUUGUCUCGCACUGCUCACCUGCUCAACUGACCAUGCUGAAUGCCAUGCUGAAAUGGCAGACGCUGCUCGUCUGGAUUCGAGGCACUCGUCCCGAUGUAUGGUCCCAUAGGGAGCUCGGAGGGAAACGGAGGAAAGGGGGCAGGGGAUCAUGAGUCAAGCACUUGAGAAGAGAAUGGAACACAACGUAGCAUUAGCACUGCAGCGGUGUGGGCGGCUGCUCGCUCCCGCUUCCCCUGGCUGGGUGCACAGUGCCAGCCGAGCUGUCAGAACAUUCCUGGUUGUUAUGGUGACGGAUAUAAAGAGCAGGCUGCAUCGACGAUGGGAGACCAGGUCGGAGAUAGCGAGCGAGAAGGGAGGAAGACCAGCAUAUUCAGAGAGAGGGACACAGCGAGGAUGGGGUGGUGUAGAUGCUAUGUGGAAAUGGCUGAGGGGGCAGGACUACCAAGGAACAGAGGGAAGAAGCACUGGAGGGGGUCAGGAGAGGAGGAAAAAGGGCAAGAGUGAUGAAGGGGAAUCUGCUGUACAGUAAUCAUCAUGUCUUUUGCUGCUGUUACCUUGGCAACCAAGUGAAUUAUUGUUAUGUAACACUCUUUAUCGAUGGCCCAGAAUUCUCCAUAAUGUUCGGAGAGAUGGGAACAGGAUAAGGGUGUGAGCAAAAAAUAAAUGUAUGGGCCAAACUGUAUGGGCACAUUAAGAUAAGUUAUUUUUCCUACUAAUGUUACGUAACAUAUUCGGAGGGGGGUCUGACUGUAAUGUGUUGGUGUUGCUGAUGGGUUGUAUCAGUUGUCAAGUUAGUGGAUAUCCUGGCACCUUCAUUUAAAGUGAUUUGGAUAAAUGGCCAUGUCUUCCCAUAGCUACAGUUUGAUACCUGGAGCAAUCAGAUAAAACAGCCUGGUCUAGGGUCUGCAGGUCACACAUCAUGGGACUGAAACAGCAUCGUUUUGAGCUCCUUGACCACUGCACUACCAGCUGGAAAUUCAGACGUGUAAAAUGUCUUGAGGAAUAUGCAAAUUCUGUCGGUUAGCUGGGUUAUGGGGUGGGGGGGGGGGUGGUGUUCUUGGACAGUGGACUGUAACUCUGGGCUGGUGCUGUAAAACAAGUCCAUCUAUACAGUCCAGCUGCAUUUAAUCUAGAGAUAACCACUUUUAGCUUUGUAAAAGGUCAUCUGACUUUUUAUAUUAAAAUACAUUAGUCAUCGAUGUAAUUAUUUACUGUUGUAAGGCUUCUCAACAGUGAUGUUACCACAAAUGAAAAUGUUUCAUCUUUUACCUUUAGUUACAUGUAUGUCAUCCUUACCUGCACCAUUUACACAUUAUUUGUGUCAUAGUGAACUCACCUGUGAUCUGACAAUACUUCUUUUUGCCUGUUUUCUUGCUCUAAUUGUUUUCCAUAUUGUUCUUAAGUUCAUUAUGUAUUUUAUUCGAUAGACAACUUUGUAAUACAGAGAGAUCCGUUUGUCUUCACACACAGUUAAGAAUGGAUACAUACACAUCUUGCAUACAGUGUGUAACACUAAGCAGCUAUUAAAAUUAACUUUCUCUUGCA
Molecule: messenger RNA, 5301 nt
Organism: Scleropages formosus (Asian bonytongue)
Lineage: Eukaryota; Metazoa; Chordata; Actinopteri; Osteoglossiformes; Osteoglossidae
Gene: pld2
Product: phospholipase D2
Exons: 24
Coding region: 437-3301 (954 amino acids)
Biological process (GO): phosphatidic acid biosynthetic process; regulation of vesicle-mediated transport; phospholipid catabolic process
Cellular component (GO): plasma membrane region; intracellular membrane-bounded organelle
Molecular function (GO): D-type glycerophospholipase activity; phosphatidylinositol binding
Source: RefSeq, a predicted model, not a curated record